GGGAGAGCACUUCCGGCGCAGCGGAAUUCCGGGUGCGGCGAGAUUGCUGGCUGACCUGCCGUGUUGUCGUGGAGGGGGGCCCCAUGAGUACGGCGCCCCUGGUGGGCUACAGCAGCAGUGGCUCCGAGGAUGAGGCCGAGGCCGAAGCCAAAGCCGGGACCCGGCCCCGGCCGGGGGCUCGAGGCCGCAGUCGGGGCCAGAGCCCUCUUUCCAGCCAGAGGUUGCCAGUACCUGAGAGCGUGCUGCACAUGUUCCCGGGCACGGAGGAGGGGCCUGCAGAUGACAGUGCAAAACAUGGGGGCCGGGUGCGCACAUUCCCCCACGAGCGGGGCAACUGGGCCACCCAUGUCUACAUACCAUAUGAAGCCAGGGAGGAGUUCCUGGACCUGCUUGACGUCCUGCUUCCCCACGCCCAGACAUAUGUCCCCCGGCUGGUAAGGAUGGAGGCGUUCCACCUCAGCCUGUCCCAGAGUGUGGUUCUGCGCCACCACUGGAUCCUCCCCUUCGUGCAGGUGCUGAAGGACCGCGUGGCCUCCUUCCAGAGGCUGAGAGGUCAGGAAGCUGCAGAAGAAAAGUUUGCAGCGAACAGAGGUUGGCUCAUGAGGUUUAAGGAAAGAAACCAUCUCUUUAACAUAAAAGUGGUAAGUGAAGCAGCAAGUGCUGCUGUAAAUGCUACUGCAAAUUAUCCAGGCGAUCCAGCUGAGAACACGAGUGAAUGUGGCUACGCUAAACCACCCAUCUUCAUUGUAGACAAAACAGCCUUCUAUUAGAAGAGCCAUCUAGGAUGUUCAUAGCUAGAGAGAAAGAGUCAAUGCCUGGCUUCACAGUUUCAAAGCUCCAAUUCAGCUGGAGAUCCACCUAACCCGGCCCGCAUUUCCCUGGUUAUUGAGUCCUGCCGACUCUCUCAUUAGAAGCUAAUACAGCUGAUAACUUUAAGUUAAAGCCAAUGCUCAUUUGCUCUGGGGCCCUUUAGAAUCAUAACUCGGCCUGUGCUCUAUAACUGGAACAGCAAAGCCUAGAGGACAGACAGCACAUCUGUUGACGACAUGGUGUACUGAGUAUUUUAAGCCACUGAUGAGACCUACUGCUCAGAAAAAAAGAAUCCUUUCAAAAUAUCACUGCUCAUUGUCAAUGUAUCCAGUCACCCAAGAGCUCUGAUGGGGAAGUACGAGAUCCGUGUUUUUUUCAAGCUGCUAAAACAACAUCCUUGAGCCCAUGGAUCAAGGAGUAAUUUCAACUUUGGAGUGUUAUUAUUUAAGAACUACAUUUUGUUCGGCUCUGGCUGCCAAACACAGUGAUUCCUCUGAUGGAUCUGGGCAGAUCAACUGAAAACCUUCUGGAAAGGGUUCACCACUCUAGAUACCAUUAAAAACAUUUGUGAUUCAUGGGAAGAGGUCAAAAUAUGAACAUACACAGGAGUAUGGAAGAGGUUGAUUCCAACCUUCACAGUGGACUUUGAAAAGUUCAGGACCUCAGUGGAGGAAGUAACUGCAGAUGUGCUGGAAGCAGCAAGAGAACGCGGUGCCUGAACAUGUGACUGAAUUGCUAACGGAUGAGGAAUGACUUCUCAUGGCUGAGCAGAGAAAGAGGUUUCUUGAGAUGGGAUCUACUCCUGGUGAGGUGCCAUGAAGACUGUUGAAAUGAUAACAAAGGAUUUAGAAUAUUACAUAAACUUGGUUGAUAAAGCGGUAGCAGAGUUUGAGAGGAUUUUGAAACAGGUUCUACUGUGGGUAAAACGUUAUCAAAGCACAUUGCAUUACAUGCCCCAGAGUAAUUGUUCACGAAAGGAAGAGUCAAUCAAUGCGGCAGACUUCAUUGUUUGCCUUAUUCUUGUCUUAUUUGAAGAAACUGCCGCCACCACCCUAACCUUCAGCAGGCACCACCUUGACCUGUCAUUCGCCAUCUGCAUCAGGUUAGACCCCCCACCAGCAAAGAGAUUAGGACUCACUGAAGGCUCAAAUGAUGGUUAGCAUUUUUUAGCAAGAAAAUAUUUUUAAAAUAA
Messenger RNA from Phacochoerus africanus (Common warthog), 2002 nucleotides. It is a transcript of the gene USB1, whose product is annotated as U6 snRNA biogenesis phosphodiesterase 1. The record is from RefSeq and is a predicted model, not a curated record. The transcript has 4 exons. Gene Ontology annotation, biological process: U6 snRNA 3'-end processing. Gene Ontology annotation, cellular component: nucleus. Gene Ontology annotation, molecular function: 3'-5'-RNA exonuclease activity. NCBI's taxonomy places the organism in Eukaryota, Metazoa, Chordata, Mammalia, Artiodactyla, Suidae. Bases 84 to 770 code for a protein of 228 amino acids.